AUGUCAUCCAGAUACGCAGCCGCCCGCCCAAAACGCGCCGGCGAGUCCUUUGCGCGCGCGCACCACGCCGGCGGCCACCACGAUGACGACCACGACGGGCCCUCGUCCUCCAAAAGGGUCAAGUUCGACGUGCGCAACCCCUCCGCGCUCGCCCCCGACUCGCGCGACGACGAAGAAGACGCCGAAGAUGCCGCCGUCCUCGACGCCGACGUCAUCGGCAAGGGCCCUGGCGCCACCAAGCGCGGCGCUGUGAACAUUGAUGGCUACGACAGCGACUCCGAGAACGAGACUUUCAACGACCGCGCCGAGCGGAGGGAAGCCAGGGGCGCCAAUGGCGGUGGUGAUGUGGACAUUGCAGACAAGCUGGACAACUACGACAGGAACCUGCGCAACGGGGGCGCAGGCGCCGACGGCGGUGGGGCCGGCGGCGACGAGGACGAGGACAUGUUCGCCGCUGAUGAUGAUGACCCCGACGAGCAAGAUACCAACGACCCAGCCGCGCCGAGCACCACGUCGCGGGGCAAGAAGGGCAAGGAGGUCCGCUUCCUGGACGCGCACAAGAUAGAGGGGCAGGAGAGCACGAGCAAGAGCGGCGGGCACAUCCACCUGGACGAGCAGGAUGCCAGCAGCGACGAUGAGGAGGACAUUGAGCUGGCCAUCCAGGAGGAGGGCAUCGACGAGGAGGUCGGCAUGGGGGGCCUGAAGCGCAAUGCGCCCAAGAUCGACGCGUUCAACAUGAAGAACGAGCAGGAGGACGGCGCCUUCGACGAGGCCGGCAACUUCAUCCGCAAGGCCGUCGACCCGGACGCCGUGCACGACCGCUGGCUGGACGGGGUGUCCAAGAAGGAGAUGAAGAAGGCACGCGAGGCCCACGAGAGGCGCGAGGCCGAGCUGCGGGCCGCGAGGAAGGAGGACGACACUCUCCUCACCCAGGACCUGCUGCGCUCCCUGAUCCUGCACCUCGAGCGGGGCGAGACGCCGAUCGAGGCGCUGGCGAGGCUGGGCCGGGCGCGGAAAACCGACCACAAGAAGGUGCCCAAGUGGAAGCUGAAGAAGCUCAAGGGCAAGGAGAAGAAGGACGGCGACGCGGACGCCAUGGACGUCGACCACGGCAAGGAGGCCGAGGACCCGGCGCAGGCCAGGGUCAAGGAGGCCAUCAACGCCAUCACCGAGGCGGCCGACAAGCUGCUCGCCAGGGAGUACGCAGAAGUCUACGAGACGGAGAGGGAGCUGCUCGUGAGGGAGUGGCAGGACGAGGCCGGCGAGCGCUGGAGGGAGCCCACGCCCGCUGCUGAGGCGGACACCGGCGGCGGCGGCGGCGGCAACACUGCUGCCACGGGCAACAAGAUGUGGGAGUACCGAUGGACCGAUGGCCGGGAUGGCGAGUCGGUGCAAGGGCCCUACGACGGCCCGACGAUGAAGGCCUGGCAAGACGCUGGCUACUUCGAGGGCGUCGAGUUCCGAGCCGUGGGCGACGAUAGCUGGGAUCGCUUAGCAGAGUUCGUUUGA
This is a messenger RNA of Diaporthe amygdali, 1509 nucleotides long. RefSeq names its product lin1 family protein. Lineage: Eukaryota; Fungi; Ascomycota; Sordariomycetes; Diaporthales; Diaporthaceae. Gene Ontology annotation, cellular component: U5 snRNP. The transcript has a single exon. Bases 1 to 1509 code for a protein of 502 amino acids. The record is from RefSeq and is a predicted model, not a curated record. Gene Ontology annotation, molecular function: protein binding.